Pseudopipra pipra is the source of this 4437-nucleotide messenger RNA. RefSeq names its product syntaxin binding protein 5 (gene STXBP5). The transcript is spliced from 28 exons. NCBI's taxonomy places the organism in Eukaryota, Metazoa, Chordata, Aves, Passeriformes, Pipridae. The coding region runs from base 255 to 3713 and encodes 1152 amino acids. The record is from RefSeq and is a predicted model, not a curated record. Gene Ontology annotation, cellular component: SNARE complex; plasma membrane; cytoplasm. Gene Ontology annotation, biological process: regulation of exocytosis; regulation of protein secretion. Gene Ontology annotation, molecular function: syntaxin binding; myosin II binding; GTPase activator activity.
CGGCUCCUGUUUGCUUGGCUCCAGUCUGCGUCUCCGAGCCCGCGGGCCCCGAUGAGAAGCGCCCCUGUGCUGCCGGACUGACGCCUCGCCGCCCUCCCCGCGCACGAGAAGGAGCGCGGCGCCCCCGAUCGCGGGCCGCCCCUGCACCGCCCUCCCCGGCGGGGGCUCGUCUGCCGCCUGCGGGGCGGGCGGCGCGGCGGUGACAGCGCGGCGGCGGCGAGGCCGGGGGAGCGGGAGCGCCGCCGCCGAAGACCAUGAGGAAAUUUAACAUUAGGAAGGUGCUGGACGGCCUGACGGCGGUCUCCGCCGUCGCCUCGGCGUCGUCCGCCGCGCAGCAACAGCAGGCGGGGAACCGGGAGACGGAAAUCCAGGAGACGCUCCAGUCCGAGCACUUCCAGCUCUGCAAGACUGUACGCCAUGGUUUCCCCUAUCAACCUUCAGCCUUGGCAUUUGAUCCGGUUCAGAAAAUACUGGCCAUCGGGACUCAGAGUGGAGCACUAAGGCUCUUUGGUCGGCCAGGAGUUGAAUGCUACUGCCAACAUGAUAGUGGAGCUGCAGUAAUCCAGCUUCAGUUCCUGAUUAAUGAGGGAGCUCUUGUGAGUGCCUUGGCUGACGAUACCUUACACCUGUGGAACUUGCGUCAGAAGAGACCUGCUAUACUUCAUUCACUCAAAUUCAACCGAGAACGGAUAACAUUUUGUCAUCUGCCUUUCCAAAGCAAGUGGCUAUAUGUGGGGACCGAAAGAGGAAACAUUCACAUUGUCAAUGUGGAAUCAUUUACUCUCUCAGGCUAUGUCAUCAUGUGGAAUAAAGCCAUUGAACUUUCGUCCAAAUCUCACCCAGGACCUAUUGUCCACAUUAGUGACAAUCCAAUGGAUGAAGGAAAGCUUCUGAUUGGCUUUGAAUCUGGAACGGUGGUAUUAUGGGACCUGAAGUCAAAGAAGGCAGAUUACAGAUACACACAUGAUGAGGCUAUCCACUCUGUGGCUUGGCAUCAUGAAGGAAAACAAUUUAUUUGUAGUCACUCAGAUGGUACCUUGACCAUAUGGAAUGUAAAAUCUCCUACCAAACCAUUCCAGACAAUCACUCCACAUGGAAAGCAGCUGAAGGAUGGAAAGAAGCCAGAACCCUGCAAACCUAUUCUUAAGGUGGAAUAUAAAACUACUAGAGCUGGGGAGCCUUUCAUCAUUCUCUCAGGAGGCUUGUCGUAUGACACUGUAGGAAGAAGACCCUGUUUAACAGUUAUGCAUGGAAAAAGUACUGCUGUGCUAGAAAUGGAUUAUUCUAUUGUUGAUUUCCUAACGCUCUGUGAAACACCAUAUCCUAAUGACUUUCAGGAACCAUAUGCUGUAGUCGUUCUCCUAGAAAAGGACUUAGUACUGAUUGACCUUGCACAAAAUGGGUAUCCUAUAUUUGAGAAUCCCUAUCCUUUGACUAUACAUGAAUCUCCAGUUACCUGUUGUGAAUAUUUUGCUGAUUGUCCUGUGGACCUCAUACCUGCACUCUAUUCAGUUGGUGCUCGUCAGAAACGUCAAGGUUACAGUAAGAAGGAAUGGCCUAUCAGUGGAGGCAACUGGGGUUUGAUCACUCAGAGCUAUCCAGAGAUAAUUAUUACAGGGCAUGCUGAUGGAUCAAUCAAGUUUUGGGAUGCCUCAGCAAUAAUGCUGCAAGUACUCUAUAAGUUAAAAACAGCCAAAGUAUUUGAAAAAUCACGGAAUAAAGAUGACAGACCAAACACAGAUAUAGUAGAUGAAGAUCCAUAUGCUAUUCAGAUCAUCUCGUGGUGUCCAGAAAGUAGAAUGCUGUGCAUAGCUGGAGUUUCUGCACAUGUUAUUAUUUACAGGUUCAGCAAGCAGGAAGUGACAACAGAAGUCAUUCCGAUGCUGGAAGUACGUCUGCUAUAUGAAAUAAAUGAUAUUGAAACUCCAGAUGGUGAGCAGGUGCCACCUUCAUCAACUCCAGGUGCAGGUUCCAAUCCUCAAUCCAUUGUUCCCCAGUCUCACCCAUCUACUAGUAGCAGUUCAUCUGAUGGACUUCGUGAUAAUGUCCCGUGUUUAAAAGUUAAAAAUUCUCCUCUCAAGCAGUCUCCAGGCUACCAAACUGAGCUAGUUAUCCAGCUAGUGUGGGUGAGUGGAGAACCUCCUCAACAGAUAACCAGCUUAGCAGUCAACUCAGCAUAUGGCCUAGUAGUUUUUGGAAACUGUAAUGGUAUUGCCAUGGUUGAUUACCUCCAGAAGACAGUGCUCUUGAAUCUAGGCACUAUUGAACUGUAUGGCUCCAAUGAUCCUUAUCGCAGGGAGCCACGAUCUCCCCGAAAAACUCGGCAACCGUCUGGAGCAGGUCUUUGUGAUAUUAAUGAAGGUACAGUGGUGCCAGAAGACCGGUGCAAAUCGCCAACAUCAGGUUCUGGUUCACCAAACAAUUCUGAUGAUGAACAAAAAAUGAAUAAUUUUAUAGAAAAGGUGAAGACCAAAAGCAGAAAGUUUUCCAAGAUGGUAACCAAUGACAUAGCAAAGAUGUCCAGGAAGCUAAGUUUGCCAACUGAGUUAAAGCCUGAUUUAGAUGUCAAAGACAACUCUUUCAGUCGAUCCCGGAGUUCUAGUGUAACUAGCAUUGAUAAAGAGUCACGCGAGGCAAUUUCAGCUCUUCAUUUUUGUGAGACUUUCACAAGAAAGGCUGAUACAUCACCUUCCCCGUGCCUGUGGGUUGGGACCACGCUGGGCACAGUGCUUGUCAUUGUACUGAACUUACCCCCAGGAGGAGAGCAAAGACUUCUUCAGCCAGUAAUUGUUUCUCCUAGUGGAACCAUCCUGAGGCUAAAAGGGGCAAUCUUGAGAAUGGCUUUUUUGGAUACCACAGGAUCUUUGGUCCCACCAGCACAUGAACCCUGGAGAGAAUACAAUGUUCCUGAAGAUAAAGAUGAAAAAGAAAAAGCAAAAAAACGACGUCCUGUCUCAGUGUCCCCUUCUUCCUCUCAGGAAAUCAGUGAAAACCAAUAUGCAGUGAUAUGUUCAGAAAAGCAAGCAAAAGUUAUCUCACUGCCAUCCCAGAACUGUACUUAUAAGCAAAAUAUAACAGAGACUUCUUUUGUUCUUCGUGGAGACAUAGUGUCAUUGAGUAACAGUAUCUGCCUUGCAUGUUUCUGUGCCAAUGGGCAUAUUAUGACUUUUAGUUUGCCAAGUUUAAGGCCAUUGUUGGAUGUAUAUUACCUGCCACUCACCAAUAUGCGGAUAGCCAGAACAUUCUGUUUCACCAAUAAUGGACAAGCACUCUAUCUGGUCUCACCAACUGAAAUACAGAGGCUCACCUACAGCCAAGAAACAUGUGAAAAUCUUCAGGAAAUGUUGGGUGAGCUCUUCACUCCUGUAGAAACACCAGAAGCACCAAACAGAGGGUUCUUUAAAGGCCUGUUUGGAGGUGGGGCACAGUCACUUGACAGAGAAGAACUGUUUGGAGAAUCAGCAUCUGGGAAGGCAUCAAGGAGUCUUGCCCAGCAUAUUCCAGGACCUGGAGGUAUUGAAGGUGUCAAAGGAGCAGCAUCUGGUGUAGUUGGUGAACUAGCACGAGCCCGGUUGGCAUUAGAUGAAAGAGGACAGAAACUAGGAGAACUGGAAGAAAAGACUGCAGCUAUGCUUUACAGUGCUGAUUCUUUCUCAAAACACGCUCAUGAGAUGAUGUUGAAGUACAAAGACAAGAAGUGGUACCAAUUCUGAUGACGCUCAUCAAUUACAUCUGUUUAAUUUUGUCCUGAUGAAAAAAAAUCUUGUUUUUUCAUUAAUUUUGGCAGGACCACUGAAAUUUAAAGGAGUAUUCACCGUUGGAUACUGUUGUUUCCUAGCACAAAUGACACACUGUUUUACCUCAGUCAUGGCUUUAACUGAGGAGCUUUAUAUCUAAGAAACACAUACACAAAACAAACUUGAGUGUUUCUUAGCUGUUGGUUAGAAGAGAGGUGGAACUGAGAAAGUAACUAGAAGAUGUGGAAAAGAAAGUAAAGAGAAAACAUAGUGUGAGAUGGGCAGGGGCAAUGCAGGGUCAAUCCUGUGUUAAUAUUUCAUAUGCCAAAAGUUUUUGUGCUAUUGUAAUUGCUGUCAGUGUUAUACCCUCCUGUGAGGAGAGGCAAUAAAUCAGGGGUCCAAGAGCUGGAAUCAAGUGGUUUGUCUUGCUGGACAGUACCUGACUUACACUUACCAUCUCUAGGACUCACUGUAUUUACCAUUAUCAUUGAAGAAGAGUUGAAGUUUGCUGUCACUUCUUUCAUCGGAGAAACUGGAAGCUUGGGAGAUUCCUUGUUGAAAACUGUACACAUAGUUGACCUGUGCAUAGUCUUUUCUUGGACCCCUGAUCUAGUAUUCUUGUAUUCACAUCAUAUUCUGUGAAGUGCAAAACAAAAGAAAACAUAAUUUUUGCAUUAAAAAAGUCAAGUGAAUAAUAUGA